CCGGGCCGGGCCAUGGCCACCUCGGAGCGACUCUACGAGUUAUGGCUACUGUACUACGCGCAGAAGGACCUGGCCUACCUGCAGCAGUGGCUGAAGGCCUUUGUGGGGACCUUCGACAAGACCAUCUCACUGUCUUCCCUGGAACCUCGCAGGCUGGAGGAGACAGGCGCUGAGGUGCCGCUGCUGCCGCUGGAUGCUCUGCACGUGCUGGCCAAGCAGCUGGACCAUGAGGACCUGGAGCAGGCCCUGCUGUUGCUCAAGCUCUUCAUCAUCCUCUGCAGGAACCUAGAGAACGUUGAAGCGGGCUGGGGCCUGGUGCUGGUGCCCCGGGUGCAGGUGCUGCUGACCAGCUUGGUGGCCGAGCUGAGAGGACCAGCAUCCCCACAGGAGGGCCAUGGACCCCAUCUGGAGUGUGUGGCCUUACAUGCUCUGCUCCUCUGUGAGGGACUUUUUGAUCCUUACCAGACCUGGCGACGCCAGCACAGUGGGGAAGUCAUCAGCUCCAAGGAGAAGAGCAAGUACAAGUUCCCUCCUGCUGUUCUCACCCCUGAAUUCAGCGCCUUCUUCCAAGAGAGCCUUCAGGAUGCAGAUCGCCUACCGCCCACACUGCUGUUACGCCUUGUCCACCUCUUCGGUGCUGUUCUUGCAGGAGGGAAGGAGAACGGUCAGAUGGCUGUAAGUGCCGGGUCUGUGCAGGGCCUGCUGGGUGUGGUCCGGGCGUGCGGCCGUGGGCCCACCCAGGACCCCCGUCUGGUGCCACUGGCGUUGGAGGCACUGGUGGGUGCUGUCCACGUCCUGCACACCAGCCGCACACCUCCUCGAGGGCCAGAGCUCCGGGCCCUCCUUGAAGGCUACUUCCGUGUCCUUAAUGCUGACUGGCCGACUGGUCUGCGCCCAGGCCCUGAAGAGACGCUCAUCAGCCUUCGGGUCAGCAUGCUCGAUGCCAUCCCUGUGAUGCUGACAUGUGAGGACCGGCCAGUGCUGCAAGCCACCUUUCUCAGCAACAAUUGCUUCGAACACCUCACUCGCCUCAUCCAGAACAGCAGGCUGUAUGUGCGGGCCCGGGUGCCCCCUGAGGGGGACAGUGACCUGGCUACCCGGUUACUGACCGAGCCUGAUGUCCAGAAGGUACUAGACCAGGACACAGAUGCCAUCGCAGUCCAUGUCGUCCAGGUGCUGACUUGCAUCAUGAGCGGGUCCCCCUCAGCCAAGGAGGUGUUUAAGGAGCGCAUCGGCUACCUGCACCUGCAGGAGGUUCUGCAGAGCCACGGCCCUCCCACCCAUCGACUACUGCAAGAGCUGCUCAACAUGGCUGUGGAGGGCGACCACAGCACGCACCCACCACCCCCGAUUCGCAACGAGCAGCCCGUGCUAGUGCUAAUGCGGUGGCUGCCAAUGCUGCCCACGGCCGAGCUGCGUUUCUUCCUGGCACAGCGCCUUUGGUGGCUCUGCGACAGCUGCCCGGCCAGCCGUGCCACCUGCGUGCAGGCGGGCCUGGUGGACUGCCUGCUGGAGACCCUCAGCACCGGCCGCGCCUUGGGGGCCCGCUGCCGGGAGCAGCUGCUGGCGUUGCUGCAAGCGCUGGGCAGUGUGUCGCUGAGGCCCUUGGAGCUGCGUCGCCUGCUGCGGCCCCCACCGGGGCUGGACUCAGAGCCCGGCGGAGCAGAGGCGGGGAACGCCUGGCACGCGGGCUUCGUCAUCCGUGCACUGUCGGGCAUGGCCCGGCAUCAGGGUCCUGUCCGUGCCCUGCGCUACUUUGACCUCACGCCGGGCAUGGCUGGAAUAAUGGUGCCCUCUGUGCAGCGCUGGCCUGGGCCUGGCUUCACCUUCCAUGCCUGGCUUUGUCUGCACCCCACGCCCGCAGCCCUUGCCCCCUCCAGGCCACUGCAGCGGAAGCAGCUCUACAGCUUCUUCACCAGCAGCGGCUCGGGGUUUGAGGCCUUCUUCACGGCCACUGGGACCCUGGUGGUGGCCGUGUGCACCCGGAAGGAGUACCUGACCAUAAGCUUGCCUGAAGUGUCCUUCGCCGACUCCGCCUGGCACUGUGUGGCCAUUGUCCACAUGCCCGGGCGUCGGCCCUUUAGCCAGAACCUGGUCCACGUCUACAAGGAUGGUCAUCUGGUCCAGACAGCCCCCCUUCGCUGCCCCUCCCUCAAUGAGCCCUUUUCCUCCUGCUGCAUUGGCUCUGCCGGGCACCGUACCACGACCACCACCACAGGGCUCCCUGAGCCACUGGGCCCCACCGCCUUGGCGCACGUGCACCCCUCGCUCACUCGCUCCCAGUCAGUCCCAGCCUCCACGGGACUGGCCUGGGGGUCCGGAUUGGUGGCCCCGCCGCAGGAGGGCAGCAUCAGCUCCACGCUCGCGGGCACACAGGACACACGCUGGGGCAGCCCCACGUCUCUGGAGGGCGAGCUGGGGGCCGUGGCUAUCUUCCAUGAAGCCCUACAGGCGGCACCCCUGCGGGCCCUGUGCACUCUGGGGCCCAAUGAGAUGGCACCCUUCAAACCCGAGGGUGAACUGCAUGAGCUCAGCACCAAACUUCUCCUCCAUUACUCACCUCAGGCCUGUAAGAACAACAUCUGCUUGGACCUGUCCCCUGGUCACGGGCUGGACGGCCGCCUGACAGGCCACAGGGUGGAAACCUGGGAUGUGAAGGAUGUGGUGAACUGUGUGGGGGGCAUGGGCGCCCUGCUGCCCUUGCUGGAGCGAGUGGCCGUGCAGCCUCAAGAAGCCGAGGCGGGCCCAGCUGAGACACACGACCUCCUGGGACCUGAGUUGACCUCUGGCCACAACACCCAGGGCCUCCUUCUCCCACUGGGCAAGUCUUCAGAGGAGCGGUUGGAGAGAAACGCAGUGGCUGCCUUUCUGCUGAUGCUGCGGAACUUCCUGCAGGGCCACCCGGUGAACCAGGAGAGCCUGAUGCAGUGCCAAGGGCCCGCCAUCAUUGGAGCACUCCUGCGCAAGGUCCCGAGCUGGGCCAUGGACAUGAAUGUGCUCAUGUCUACCCAGCUGCUGAUGGAGCAGGUGGUGGCAGAGGGUGGUGGGCCCCUCCUGUACCAUCUCUACCAGCAUUUGCUCUUCAAUUUCCCCCUCUGGACACUCAGCGACUUUGCAGUGCGUCUCGGUCAUAUCCAGUACAUGUCUGGCGUAGUCCGUGAGCACAGACAGAAGCUGCGGAAGAAGUAUGGGGUUCAGUUCAUUCUGGAUGCCCUGCGUACCCACUACAGCCCACAGCAGGAGCGCCCCCUUGUGGCCGAUGAUGUGCACAUGGUGCAGACCUCACUUCGGGGCCUGGCACGGGAGUUCCUGGUGAGAAGCUUCUCCACCGAUGACAUGCAGGUGGUUCUGAGCUUCCUGGCCGCCUGCGGUGAUGAUGGCCAGGUGGUAGGCAUGCUGGACUUGCUGCUGGCACUGCUGCAGAGCUCACCAGCACAGGAGCUGCUGCCAGCCUUCCUUCUGGAGCCCGGGAAUCUCGAGGUGCUGCUGGCCCUCCUAGUGCGGCCCAAGUCACUGCCCCAGCUGCCCGACCGAGUCUUCAAGAUCCUGCGCAGGCUGCAGCAGAAUGAACGCUUGCCGGAGCGGAGCCGUCAGCGCCUCCGGCUGCGGGAGUGUGGUCUCCAGGGCCUCGUCGCCUGCCUGUCCGAGGGGACAGUGUCCCCACAGCUCUGCCAGGGCCUCUACAGGCUGUGCCUGGAGACAGAUUGCCUGAACCUCCCAGAUCUGAUGGCUGUGAUGCAGCUGUCCCUCCAGGCUGACCUCAGUGUCCGCCUGGACAUUUGUCGCCAGCUCUUCUACCUCAUCUACGAACAGCCAGACAUAGUGCGGUUGCUGGCCCGCCAGACCGGCUGGCAGGAUGUGCUGACCCGGCUCUACGUCCUUGAGGCCACCACAGCCGGUGCUCCCUCACCCUUCCCCUCAGAGCCACCUACCUCCCCGGAGCCAGCUCUGCAUCAGCCACCCACUGAGUCACACACCGAGCCUUCUGAUGUCUUCCUGCCCUCAGAGGGCCCCUGCUCGGAUGCAGAUGCCUUCUACCAGGCCCUCUCCCCAUUCAGCACACACUUCGACCUGAGCCUGGAGCGGACCAGUGUGAGCUCUGGCAACACUGCCGGGGGCAGCAGCAAUGGGACUCUGACUCCUGCCAGCCAGCCUGGCACACCCUCUCCACUGGACGGACCCCGGCCCUUCCUGGCUGCCCACGGCCACCAUAGCUCCAGCCUUUCCAAUGUGCUGGAGGAUGGCAGCCUCCCAGAGCCCACCUUGAGUGGGGAUGACACUUCGAACACCAGCAAUCCUCAGCAAACGUCCGAGGAGGAGUUGUGCAACUUGCUCACCAACGUGCUCUUCUCAGUGACGUGGCGAGGUGUGGAAGGCAGUGACGAGGCUGCCUGGCGGGAGCGGGGCCAGGUCUUCUCGGUGCUUACCCAGCUGGGGGCCUCGGCCACACUUGUGCGCCCACCAGACUGCAUCAAGCGCAGCCUCCUGGAGAUGAUGCUGGAGUCAGCUCUGACAGACAUCAAGGCAGCCUCGCAGGGUGUGCUGGCCAACCUCACCCAGCAGGUGCUUUGGCUGCUGCGGCUGCUGCAGGACUUCCUGUGUGCAGAGGGCCAUGGAAACCAGGAGCUGUGGAGUGAGAAGCUCUUCGAAGGUGUGUGCAGCCUCCUGGAUCGUCUUGGGGCCUGGCCACACCUGGCCAAUGGCACAGCUGACCUCCGGGAGAUGGCUCAGAUCGGCCUGCGCCUGAUGCUGGGCUACAUACUGCUGGAGGACCCGCAGCUGCACGCCCAGGCCUACGUGAAGCUGCAUUCCCUGCUGCAGACCUUGGUGUCCCUGCGCCGCGAGGAGGCUUGCUACGUGCUGUCCAAGCUGGAAGCGGCGCUGGCGCGGGCACUGAAAUCCCCUGAGCGCUGCUCGUGGCUAGUGCCGCUGGUGCGCACGCUGUUGGACCGCGCCUACGUACCUCUGGGACUGCAGUGGGGGCUCCCCUCCCUGCCGCCCACCAAUGGCAGCCCCACCUUCUUCGAAGACUUCCAAGCCUUUUGCGCCACACCUGAAUGGCGCCUCUUCAUCGACAAGCAGGUACAGCCAACCAUGUCGCAGUUCGAAAUGGACACGUAUGCUAAGAGCCACGACCUCAUGUCUAGCUUCUGGAACUCCUGCUACGACAUGCUCAUGAGCAAUGGGCAGCGGCGCCAGCGGGAGCGCAAGCACAGUCGCCAGGCCUUCCAGGAGUUGGUGCUGGAACCUGCGCAGCGGCGCAUGCGCCUGGAGGGCCUGCGCUAUGCAGCUGCGCUGAAGCAACAGGCGGCCCAGCACUCCACGGCCCUGCUGCACUGGGGGGCCCUGUGGCGCCAGCUCUCCAGCCCCUGUGGGUCCUGGGCACUGAGGGACCCUCCCACUCCCCGCUGGAAGCUGUCCAGUGCUGAGACGUACUCCCGCAUGCGUCUGAAGUUGGUUCCCAACUAUAACUUUGAUCCUCAUUUGGAAGCCAGCGCCCUUCGAGACAACCUGGGGGAGGCCCCCCUGACGCUCACAGAGGAGGCCACGUUGCCCCUGGCAGUGACCAAGGAGGCCAAAGUCAGCACCCCACCCGAGGAGCUGCAGGAAGACCAGCUAGGGGAGGAGGAGAUGGCGGCGCUGGAGAAGGCGAUGGAGGCAGUGGAACUGGACAAGCAACGUGAGAAGCUGGUACUGUCGGCUGAGUGCCAGCUCGUCACGGUGGUGGCUGUGGUCCCCGGGCUGCUGGAAGUGACCACACAGCACGUGUACUUCUAUGAUGGCAGCUCCGAGCGUGUGGAAACCGAGGAGGGUAUCGGUCAUGACUUCCGGCGCCCACUGGCCCACCUGCGGGAGGUCCACCUGCGGCGUUUCAACCUGCGCCGCUCAGCUCUUGAGCUCUUCUUCAUUGAUCAGGCCAACUUCUUCCUCAAUUUCCCUGGCAAGGUGGGUAGACCCCAGCCUCCUUCUCUCUCUGGACCCCAAAGUCCGUCCACCACAGCUCAGCCUCAACCCUGCCCAGUCUUACUAUACCCCACACCCCAGGUACGGAACCAGGUGUACUCCUGCCUCCUGCGUUUGCGGCCCCCCACCCAAGGCUACCUAGGCAGCCGCUCGCCCCAGGAGAUGCUGCGUGCCUCCGGCCUUACCCAGAAAUGGGUGCAGCGAGAGAUAUCCAACUUCGAGUACUUGAUGCAACUCAACACCAUCGCAGGGCGGACCUACAAUGACCUGUCCCAGUACCCUGUGUUCCCCUGGGUCCUGCAGGAUUACGUGUCCCCAACCCUGGACCUCAACAACCCGGCUGUCUUCCGGGACCUGUCCAAGCCCAUCGGUGUGGUGAACCCCAAGCAUGCCCAGCUCGUGAGGGAGAAGUACGAGAGCUUUGAGGACCCAGCGGGCACCAUAGACAGGUUCCACUACGGCACCCACUAUUCCAACGCGGCAGGCGUGAUGCACUACCUCAUCCGCACAGAGCCUUUCACCUCCCUGCACCUCCAGCUCCAGAGUGGCCGCUUUGACUGCUCUGACCGGCAGUUCCACUCCGUGGCAGCUGCCUGGCAGACCCGCCUAGAGAGCCCCGCUGAUGUGAAGGAACUCAUCCCCGAGUUCUUCUACUUCCCUGACUUCCUGGAGAAUCAGAAUGGCUUUGACCUGGGCUGCCUCCAGCUGAACAACGAGAAGGUGGGUGACGUGGUGCUGCCGCCAUGGGCCAGCUCUCCCGAGGACUUCAUCCAGCAGCAUCGGCGGGCUCUGGAGUCCGAGUAUGUGUCUGCCCACCUGCACGAGUGGAUUGACCUCAUCUUUGGCUACAAGCAGCGGGGACCUGCAGCCGAGGAGGCCCUCAAUGUCUUCUAUUACUGCACCUAUGAGGGAGCUGUGGACCUGGACCACGUGACAGAUGAGCGGGAACGGAAAGCUCUGGAAGGCAUUAUCAGCAACUUUGGGCAGACCCCUUGUCAGCUGCUGAAGGAGCCCCACCCGGCCCGGCUCUCGGCUGAAGAAGCAGCCCAUCGCCUUGCACGUGUGGACACUAAUUCCCCCAGCAUCUUCCAGCACCUGGACCAGCUCAAAGCCUUCUUUGCUGAGGUUGUCAGUGAUGGCGUGCCCUUGGUCUUGGCCCUGGUCCCCCACCGGCAGCCCCACUCCUUCAUCACCCAGGGCUCCCCAGACCUGUUGGUGACUGUGAGUGCCAAUGGGCUGCUAGGCACCCACAGCUGGUUGCCCUAUGACCGCAACAUAAGCAACUACUUCAGCUUCAGCAAAGACCCUACGAUAGGCAACCCCAAGGUGCAGAGGCUUCUGAGCGGCCCGUGGGUACCAGGAAGCGGAGUGAGUGGCCAAGCCCUGGCAGUGGCCCCAGAUGGGAAGUUGUUGUUCAGCGGUGGCCACUGGGAUGGCAGCCUUCGAGUGACCGCACUACCCCGGGGCAAGCUGUUGAACCAGCUGAGCCGCCACCUUGACAUAGUAACCUGCCUCGCACUGGACACCUGUGGCAUCUACCUCAUCUCCGGCUCCCGGGACGCCACAUGCAUGGUGUGGCGGCUUCUGCAGCAGGGCGGUGUGUCGGUAGGAUUGGCACCAAAGCCCGUGCAGGUCCUCUAUGGGCACGAGGCUCCAGUGAGCUGUGUAGCCAUCAACACUGAACUUGACAUGGCUGUGUCUGGAUCCGAGGAUGGAACCGUGAUCAUCCACACUGUACGCCGGGGCCAGUUUGUGGCAGCACUCCGGCCCCCAGGAGCCACACUGCCUGGACCUGUGUCCCACCUGGUACUGGGAUCCGAGGGCCAGAUCGUGGUACAGAGCUCAGCACAGGAGCGUCCAGGGGCCCAGGUCACCUACUCCUUGCACCUGUACUCGGUGAACGGGCGGCUUCGGGCAUCACUGCCCCUGGCAGAGCAGCCCACGGCCCUGGCUGUGACCGAGGACUUUGUAUUGCUGGGCACAGCCCAGUGCGCUUUGCACAUCCUUCACCUAAACAAACUGCUCCCCGCUGCUCCUCCCCUGCCCAUGAAGGUGCCCAUCCGCAGCGUAGCGGUGACCAAGGAGCGUAGCCACGUGCUCGUGGGACUGGAGGACGGCAAGCUGAUUGUGGUGGGCGCCGGGCAGCCGUCUGAGGUUCGUGGCGGCCAGUUCGCGCGGAAGCUGUGGCGAUCCUCGCGGCGCAUCUCCCAGGUGUCAUCCGGGGAGACGGAGUACAACCCCGGCGAGGCGUGCUGA
Molecule: messenger RNA, 8220 nt
Organism: Elephantulus edwardii (Cape elephant shrew)
Lineage: Eukaryota; Metazoa; Chordata; Mammalia; Macroscelidea; Macroscelididae
Gene: NBEAL2
Product: neurobeachin-like 2
Biological process (GO): intracellular protein localization
Cellular component (GO): cytosol; membrane
Molecular function (GO): protein kinase binding
Source: RefSeq, a predicted model, not a curated record